AUGGCUUCCACACAAGACCGCGAGGAUCUGGCUUUAAGGAUUCCCAACUUCAGUCUCACAGUGCACUAUGGAAAUAAAGUUUGCUCGGUCGUCGGCACCGCUAUCGGACCACCAAGCAGUUCAAGUUCCAAGGUCGGUUUUAUAAACAAAAACUACCCCCAAACGCAUAAUGAAGGUGACAAUCGUCACAUCGUCAGUGCCGAACUUGUUCUCGACCUGGAUCUGGCUGUUGCGCUUGUCAAGCCUUGCUUGGACAUCAGGCUGUUUGGCGGGAAGGUACCCAAGUGCUGGGGAGGAUUCAUCCAUUCCUCCUCAACAAGGAACUCUACAGUCAAAUUACUAUCACAUCGGGUCAACUUGCCGCCAGCAGGGAAAUUCGCCCACCGGCCAUUUUUUGUGCUCCAAUGUCCGGAGACCGCUGUCCUCGUCGAUCUCAGAUGUGUAAGACUGGCUAUGAACUCAGUCGAUGAGCUGAGUUACCCAGACUACUGCUGCCAGAGCCCAAGGUUCCGAAGAUGGUAA
This is a messenger RNA of Puccinia graminis f. sp. tritici CRL 75-36-700-3, 522 nucleotides long. RefSeq lists its product as uncharacterized. Lineage: Eukaryota; Fungi; Basidiomycota; Pucciniomycetes; Pucciniales; Pucciniaceae. The transcript has 4 exons. The record is from RefSeq and is a predicted model, not a curated record. The coding region runs from base 1 to 522 and encodes 173 amino acids.